Xyrichtys novacula (pearly razorfish) is the source of this 648-nucleotide messenger RNA. The record is from the annotation of a GenBank genome assembly. Lineage: Eukaryota; Metazoa; Chordata; Actinopteri; Labriformes; Labridae.
AUGAGGCGUUUGAUGGACAUGGAGAGGGCGCUAGCGCUUUUCUUCGAGGAAGAGGAAGCUGAGGGAGACACAGCAGCGUCACAGUAUGAGCCGGAGGAGGACUCCGACAAUGAAGCGGGUGAUCCCUCGUUUCUAUUGGAGGAGGGGGGAGAGGAGGAGAGAGAGGAGGAGAGAGGGGAGGAGAGAAGGGCAGAGGACCCUCCGACGUGUGUGCGUAGUCGGAGAGCCACCCGGAGGACGGGACGGCGAGCCCUGGAAGACUGGGGAGGAUGCCGACAGAGCUCCAGCAGUGAGCAGGUUUCAGCCUCAGAGACCACCAGGGGUCCAGUUAGAUCCACAUUCCCCCCAGAGUCCAAAAGACCUUUUUCUUCAUUUUUUGCCACUGACACAGUCAGAACUAUCUGCAGCAACACAAACAAGAAUGCAGCAAAAAAUGAAGAAUUAGGGAAAAAAUACAGUUGGACUGACAUAGACAAGGAGGAUCUGCAGAAGUUUUUUGGUCUCCUUAUUUACAUGUCAUUAGUGUCACUACCAAGUCUCCAAGAGUACUGGAGAUAUAAUCACUUUUUGUCUGUGCCCAUGCCAUCCAAAAUCAUGUCCAGAGUAGGCCUGGAUGAUAUAGAAAAAAAGCAUAUCGAUAAAAAAUGA